UGGUUCGCUCCGAGGACCGCAGCAGCGACCCAUCGGGGCAGCGGAAGCAGGCGCGAGCGGGCAGUGGGGCCCCGGAGCGGGCGCGUCAGCCCGCCGUGCGCCCAGGCCCUCGGCGCGGCCAUCUUGCCAUUUCCCCUCAAGGACUCAAAACGUCUGAUCCAGUGGUUAAAAGCUGUUCAGAGGGAUAACUGGACCCCGACCAAGUAUUCUUUCCUCUGUAGCGAGCAUUUCACCAAAGAUAGCUUCUCCAAAAGGCUGGAGGAUCAACACCGCCUGCUCAAGCCCACGGCCGUGCCCUCCAUCUUUCACCUGACUGAGAAGAGGGGGGCUGGAGGCCAUGGCCGCACCAGGAGAAGGGACACCAGAAAGGCCUCGGGGGGCCUGAGGCGACGUACAGGUGAAGCAGGCGGGAAGGUGGCUGCUGCGGGUUCGUCGUCGUCCUCAAGUGGAAACCUCAUGGCCAAGCCAGAGUCCCGCAAGUUGAAGCGAGCCGCUCUGCAGGGGGAGAGCGCGCCCAGGGCUGCCCAGGAAGCCGCCAGUCAGGAGCGGGCGCAGCAGUCUCUGGAAGGGACUGCAGGAGACGGUGUGGCAGCCACAGUGACAGGCAGCCAGGCAGAAGCAAACGCAUCUGCUGUAGAUGCUAGCGACAAGACCACCACCUCCCCCGCCGCGGGCCUGGUAGAUAAGAGUGGCAUUUCCGUGGAUGACUUUACCCCCCCAGGAUCUGGGGCAUGCAAAUUUAUUGGCUCACUUCAUUCUUACAGUUUCUCCUCCAAGCACACUCGAGAGAGGCCGUCUGUCCCCCGAGAGCCUGUUGACCGAAAGAGGCUGAAGAGAGACGUGGAGCCCAGCUGCAGCGGGACCAGCCUGGGGCUGGACAAGGGCUUGGCCCAGAGCCCCCCGAGCUCAUCACUCACGGUGACGCCUCAGAAGCCCUCCCAGAGCCCCUCUGCCCCUCCGACCGACGUCACCCCGAAGCCAGCCGCGGAAGCUGUGCAGAGCGAGCACAGUGACGCAAGCCCCAUGUCCAUCAACGAGGUCAUCCUGUCCGCGUCCGGGGCCUGCAAACUCAUCGACUCGCUGCACUCCUACUGCUUCUCCUCCCGGCAGAACAAGAGCCAGGUGUGCUGCCUGCGGGAGCAGGUGGAGAAGAAGAACGGCGAGCUGAAGACCCUGCGGCAGAGGGUCAGCCGCUCCGACAGCCAGGUGCGCAAGCUGCAGGAGAAGCUGGACGAGCUGAGGAGAGUGAGCUUCCCCUACCUGAGCAGCCUGCUGCCCCCCAGCCGAGAGCCCCCCAAGAUGAACCCAGUGGUGGAGCCGCUGUCCUGGAUGCUGGGCACCUGGCUGUCAGACCCGCCGGGAGCUGGGACCUUCCCGACGCUGCAGCCCUUCCAGUACCUAGAGGAGGUGCACAUCUCCCACGUGGGCCAGCCCAUGCUGAACUUCUCGUUCAACGCCUUCCACCCAGACACACGGAAGCCCAUGCACAGGGAGUGUGGCUUCAUCCGCCUCCAGCCUGACACCAACAAGGUGGCCUUCGUCAGCGCCCAGAACACAGGCAUCGUGGAGGUGGAGGAGGGCGAGGUGAACGGGCAGGAGCUGUGCAUCGCAUCCCACUCCAUCGCCAGGAUCUCCUUCGCCAAGGAGCCCCACGUGGAGCAGAUUACCCGAAAAUUCAGGCUGAAUUCUGAAGGCAAACUUGAACAGACAGUCUCCAUGGCAACCACUACCCAGCCCAUGACUCAGCAUCUUCACAUCACCUACAAGAAGGUGACCCCGUGACCCAGAGCGGAGCCGCCUCCUGGGCGGGCCGCAGGACUCCGUGCGUUCAAGAGUGUUGCCACAUGUUCCUGUAAUGGCAUAGAAAAACCAAAUAAAAGGCCUUUAUUUUUAUGGCUGA
Messenger RNA from Equus quagga, 1900 nucleotides. It is a transcript of the gene THAP4, whose product is annotated as THAP domain containing 4. The coding region runs from base 457 to 1782 and encodes 441 amino acids. The record is from RefSeq and is a predicted model, not a curated record. The transcript has 6 exons. NCBI's taxonomy places the organism in Eukaryota, Metazoa, Chordata, Mammalia, Perissodactyla, Equidae.